Penicillium alfredii is the source of this 297-nucleotide messenger RNA. RefSeq lists its product as uncharacterized. NCBI's taxonomy places the organism in Eukaryota, Fungi, Ascomycota, Eurotiomycetes, Eurotiales, Aspergillaceae. The coding region runs from base 1 to 297 and encodes 98 amino acids. The record is from RefSeq and is a predicted model, not a curated record. The transcript has a single exon.
AUGAAAAUCGACGACGACCACAUGGAUCUACUGAACGGUGUCAUGCCGGACCGUCAGUGGAGGGUAAGACCAGGCCCGGAGCUGUUUGACGCGAUUGCUGUGGCGGCGGCGGUGCCGCGCAUGCCUGCGCUACCGUCGAUGUUCGUCUCAUUUGGAUUGAGCAUGUUCCAUGACUACGGGAUCGUGUUUGAGUGGCUGGGACCGCAAUCUCGGGCAGAGUGGUUCCAGUCGCUGCAGACGGAUGAGGAGCUGAGUGUUAAGCGGUGGAAUGUGACGCUCAUGCCCGAGGCGCGAUAG